AUGCAAGCAAUGGGGUUAUCAGUAGCAGUUUCAGUUCCAUUUUACCAUUCCAGAUUAUGCAUCAAUGCCUCUCCUCAUCCACCCAUUCCCCUCAAUUUGAAUCAUGGCUUUUCCAAAUCACUUACAUUCAGGGACAGACUAACUCGUGGGAAGAGUAGCUAUGUCAUUCGUUCCCAAAAGAAUCGUGACGAUGAUGGUGAUGUCGAUGGAUUUUACAUGAGGAAAAGCGUUGAGCUCGCCAGAAAGGCUUUGGGGUGUACAAGCCCCAAUCCUUUAGUUGGAUGUGUUAUUGUCAAAGAUGGUCAAAUUGUUGGCCAAGGUUUUCAUCCUAAACCUGGUCAACCUCAUGCUGAGGUGUUUGCUCUGAGAGAUGCUGCUGAUUUGGACGAGAAUGCAACGGCGUAUGUCACUUUAGAACCUUGUAAUCAUUUUGGGAGGACUCCGCCUUGCAUUGAAGUUCUCAUUAAAGCUAGACUUAAAAAGGUUGUUGUUGGGAUGGUGGAUCCAAAUCCUAUCGUGGCUUCCAAAGGGUUAGAUAGAUUGAGAGGUGCUGGAAUUGAAGUUGUUGUUGGUGUUGAGGAAGAAUUGUGUAAGGGCCUCAAUGAGGGUUAUAUUCAUCACAUGUUGACCCAGAAGCCUCUGCUUACUUUGAGGCUAUUACAAGAAUAUGAUGCAGUUAUAUUAUCCUCUUCUUUAUUCCGUGAAACUUUAUCGGUCGACUCCGUACCUUCAUCUCAAGAACCUGGAGCCAAUCAACCCAUUCGGUUUAUAAUGCAUAGAGAUUCUGGUUCUGGUUCUUCAAAUCAAAUUCCAUUUAUAAUCGAUAACGUUACUGAUAAAAUGAUAAUCUUUACAGAUUGUAUAACAACAGCUCCCGAGGAGACUCAACAAGGAAUUAAAACUGUAUCUGUGGAUCAAAUAAAUCUUGAUGUGAUCUUGGAUUAUUGUAAUCGUCAAGGAUUGUGCAGUGUUCUGUUAGAUAUGAGAGGGAAUUUCAAUGAAUAUCAAGAGCUUGUUAAAGAGGAUAUUAGGAAGAAAGGUGACGAUGAAGCCAUCUCCGAACUCGACCACGAAAUCCGCACCAGGAUUCUCCGUGAGAAGUCUAACGCUGACAACACCCUUGCUGCCGCUGAACAAAAGGUCUCUGAAUUGGAGGCUCAAUUGGAGGGAUUGAGGUCUGCUCCUUCUCAGAAGGAUUUACUCGACAAAGAGAAGGAAAUGCUUUAA
This is a messenger RNA of Vicia faba (fava bean), 1227 nucleotides long. NCBI's taxonomy places the organism in Eukaryota, Viridiplantae, Streptophyta, Magnoliopsida, Fabales, Fabaceae. The record is from the annotation of a GenBank genome assembly.